CAUUUGAAUAUAUCCCCGAUUCUGAAAUCACUGGACUCACCGGUUCCGAAGAGGAUCUCCUAGAUAAAACUUUAUCUAUCGACGAACAACCACCGAAAAUUAUUAAGAAAUUGCCANUGUGGAUUGCCGCUAAAUGCUCGCCAUCGAUAGUUAAUGAAUUGCGUGAUUGCCGUGCAGCCAGCGGCGAAAUAGCCAAAUUCGAAAUUCAAUUUGCAGGAAAUCCCAAACCAGAUAUACAAUGGUAUUUUAACAAUGUACAGCUUAGAGAAUCUAACAAAUAUCGCUUGAGAAUCGAGGAAACUGUUGCUACGCUUGAAAUUUUGAAUGUCACAUAUGAAGAUAUCGGUUUCUAUACAUGUAAAUUGAUCAAUGAAAUCGGUAUGACAAUGUCGCGUGGCAAAUUCGAUCUUGCCACUACUACAACAAUCACUGAGACGGAAGCUGAACAAAAAUUAAAGAGCAAAAAGAAGACCGUAGUUAAGAAAUCAACUGGCAGGAAAUCCAGUGAACAACAACAAAAAGUACAUAAAACCGAAAUAUCAAUUGUACCCGCUGAAGAAUCGGAAGAAAUUGAGACGAGCGUCAAUGUGAUUAAGGUGCGCAGACCAGUAUCUGUGUUGGUUGAAGAGAGUGGCGUAUCUGAAGUGAUGGAAGUGAAGGAUCGUAAGAUCGCCGAUGCUGAAUUAUUGGCAUCGCAACAAACGAGUAAAACAGUAACUACAACCACCACAACGACUACAAAAACAACCGAAACAAUUGAGAUUACCGAAACAGUGGAAAUAAUACGUCGGAAAAUCUCACAAAAAAUAAUUACAAUUGAAGAUCUCCUAGUCAUACGACAGCAUGAAGAAAUCAAUGAUUUGCUCGAAAUAAUUGAUGCCGAAUCCUUUGGCACUACAGGCGAGGCAGCUUUACGUGAUUUGGCCACAAUUGGGCUUCUGUUGCGUUAUGGCUGCACUACUCAUGAAAUAAUCUACAUGUAUGAGCAGAAUAUUUUCGUUGCAUUACAAAAGGCGGAAUCGCAAGCUGCGCUGGUACAGCUAGUCGAACGUGAAGGUCACGAAGAAUUGAUAACUCAGAUAUUGAGUGAAUCAACGACAGAGGAUGAGACGGUCUUGGCGGCUACAGUGGGUUUCAAGGCUUUCAUACGCAUGAUUGAAACGUGUGAAAUAACAAUUGAGAGAGUUAUAAGGAGAUUUGUAAGAGAAGAUUUUAUUACGCAAGAUUGGACGAUAUCAUCCAAAGAGAGGACAAUUGAAACUUCGCAAGUAAUUGAAAGUCAUGAGGCCAUAACGCAUAUUAAAUAUGAGGAAACAUUCGUCGAGGAACGUACGCUAGUCGUCGAAGAAGGUUUGAAUAUAGAAACUGAACAAUUGUUUUUUUACUUACUUACAUUCGCAUUCACAGAAACAUCAGCACCUUUGAUAGCCACACAUGUGGAUGAGAAAAUCAUACAACAAGUGCAAGAACAACAACAACAACAAGUACAACAUGAACAAACAAUUAUCAUACAACAACAACAACAACAACAAGCGGCAGAAGAAAUUGUCGUUAAACGCGAAAAAGUCACAAAGAAGAAAAAGAAAGUAUCACAACAACAACAACAACAAAUCCAAGAAUUCACAGAAAUCCAAGAGCAUCUAGAAACAACCAUACAGAAAGACUUACAAGCAAAUGAAACAGUCGAGGAUUUCUACACCGACACAGUAAAGAGCAUACAACAUGCAGACAUAGCAUACGAAACCAUACAAAUUGAAACACAAUCACAAGAAAAUAUCGAAACCACAGCUCUAACACAGGUUUCCCAGGUGUCUAUAGAACGGCCGGAGCCGAAAGUGGCACAUCCUCAAAUCGCACCAGUGAAGACUGUGGCCAUACAAGAGGAAUCGAAUACGCUCGAAAUGGAGGAAGGUCUACGGCCGCAACAUAGGCAUACAAAAGAAAAAUUGCAUGAAACUAAAGCGGAAGUUGAACGUCGUGCGCCGGAAGUUUCGGAAGUAGAAACAAAACAAGUAACAGCAGAGCUGAUAAUCGAAACGCAACCAAAACCUGCACAAGCUUCCACAGCUUUGGACAAAACGGAGUCAGUGCUGGUAGAGAAGCCAUUUAUUGAGGAUGCGAUCAAGGGUUUGGAAAGCGCUGAAAUACCAGAGCAGUAUGUUAAGCCCACAUUGGUGCCACACAUUUCACAGCAACAACAGCUAGAGUUGACAACUGCAAUUGCUGUGGGAGAGCUACCAGUAGAAGCAGCACGCGAGCUGCCCACUGAAAAAGUCUUGACAGAAUAUGUGGCUCACAAAAGCGUAAUCGUUGAUCAAUUAAUAAGCACUGAAUUGGCUGAAAAGCUCGAAUAUAAGCAGUCACCUGCCGAGAAGCAAGCACCCGUUCAAGUUGUGGCCUCAGAGACAAGCCUUCAAGUGAUAGAAAUUCAGCCACAAGAUACAGCUGAAGCUUAUGAAACGCAUGCCUUUGCUACUGAUUCGGCACGACCAGAAAUAGUGGAGCAUACAGCUUACGUAGCGCAAGAAGAAAAGCCAAUUGAUAAAGAGGAUGUUUUUCAAAAGCACGCUGUACCUUCAAAAGCUUUUGCAAACGUGGAAAUUACGCCAGAAACUGCGCCACUGGAGGUGACACAAAGUGAAACAGCGGAUACAGCACUAGACUUGAAACCGAAGAAGCUGCCGGAUGCGAGUAGUGCAAUCGAGCGCUUGAUACUACAACAAAGUGUGAUUGGGACACAGCCCGACUUGCAAAGCCCGCUGGUUGAAGUGCCGCAAACGGAUCUGUCAACCAGACAGGCAGAGCUCAAUGUAAUUGAAAAUGUACACAUUAUCGGUGCAGAAGUCAUAACUCUAGAGGAACGGCCUACAGAACUUGUGCCUCAAGUAGAACCAAAGCAGGUCAUUGCAGAGGCUGAACAAGCACACAGCUUGGUUGUGGGACAAAUAAAUGAAGCGUUGACUGAAGAGCGCACACACGCACUCCAAGAAGACAUACUUCCCACAGAAAAAAUUACUAAAAGUACACUAACAACAGCGAAUGCAGUGGCAUUACGCACAGAAAGUUUAAUUUGUGACGCAACAGCAAUAGUGGAUAGCACACAGCCAAUUCCGCAGCAUACCAAACUCGGGUAUGAAGCAGCCACAGCCGUCGCUGAUGUCGGCACUAUACAGCCACAUGAAAAGGAAAUUACUAUGCCGACUCAAAAUCCUGAAACAGCGGAAGCCAAAUUCUUGUUUGUUGAGCAAAAUUCAUUGUCGAUUACAGACAAUCAAGCAGUGGAUACCGCGGGUGAUUGGCAGGCAGCACUGCAACCUUUCAGUCAAACGGCCAGUCACAAGCAAACUGAAAUUACGCUAGCGGCACCCAGCAUACUGGAGGUACGGCCACAAGCAAGACCCGAAAACUUAGACACGGAUACGCCGAAAUUGGGUGAAGCCACAAAAACAAUCGAUACUAUGAUUGGUGGCGUCAGCGAAGUGCAAAAUGUAUUGGAAUCGCACACAGAACUCACAACGGCAGAACAGCGCAUCGAGAAAACUAUCUUGCCUGUACCAGGCAGGACAAUGCAGUCGCUGGCCGUUUAUGAAGUGCAGACUACCGAAAUGGACGAAGCUCUCCACACGCCAGAUAAACCAACAUUACAUACAUUACACGAAACCACACCCGAAACAUGCACACCACUGGAACACACAGAAGUGCUAACAUUGCACACGAUACGCGACACCGAAGAGCAAACCACACCGCAAACGGCCGUGGCCGAGUUCAGCAUGCAAGCACAAAGAGCUAAAAAAGUCCAACAGCAAACGACGUUGGACACUGCAAGCGCACUCACGAUCGAGGAAAUGCCAGCCAAACAACUAUCCGGUGAAGUUUUCGAUUUGAUUCAGUCUUUAGAAGUCACUACCACAGCAACUCACGAAAAGGAGGCGACCCUAGCACAGCCCGAACAGCCCGAUACAAAGCAGGCAGUAGCGCUCGACACAGCUACAUUGCCUGUUGCUAAUACGAAGAGUACGCAACCAAUUGAGACUUUAGCCGCACUUGUCGAGUCCGAUUUAAAUAAGCAGCGUGCGCGCUUUAGUUUUACUGAAAUUGUAUCUACCGUGCAAUCGUCGGAUGAAGCACUCGAUUAUGUUGAAGAAUAUCGACGUAAACAAGCGCAGGCGGGCACUGUUGACAACGUGGAGUUAGUCGCGAACAAAUCCGCGUUAGAAGUGCUGACCACAAUCACUAGCGAAAAUGAGGAGGCGCAUGCCAGCGUAAAACCAAAAACAAAAGGGCCAGCCGAGGUAAAAAUUAAUGAGUUAACUCAAAAGGCGGCUGUCAUACAUACGCCUUACGUACAUGAUACCACUGGUGAAUUGAAAGGUGUAGAAUCACUUGAAACCAUCGGGAAGCCGACAACUGAUAGUAUCUAUGGAAUUUCAAUUCAUGAGAAAAAUGUCUUCGAAAGAGAAGCCAGCUUGGAGAGUCGCCCCAAAGAAAAAGAAUUCCUGGCAACAGUAAGUUUCAGCACGGAAGAUGCAAAAUUAAUACAACAAAGCAUAAUGUAUGAGCGAGAAAAGGAAUUUAAGGAAGUUAAGCCAUAUGAAACAACAGCGCAGGCAACAGCACCCGAGGACACGCUGAAAUUGCCACUGAGCGAAAAUGUCUUCAAUUUAGAGAGCGUUGGCGCAGUCGACAAUCUGAAGCUAUCCACCACAUCAGCAAUUUCGCAAUACCAGAACCUAAAUGAGACUAUAAUAUCCGAAAUCAUUGCUUAUGAAGACUCCCGGCCCGGUGACAUGGCACUGCCAAAGCACGAAGAACAGCCGCUCGCGAGCACUUUCACACUUGCCGAACAUGCGGCAAUAGCCAGUGAAAAUGUUGUAAUCGAAGAUGCGAAACUUUUCCAGGACAAGCCAGCAUUCGAUGCGAAAAAUGCACGGUCAGCCGCGAGUGAACAAAUGCACCACGCACCGGUACUCGAGCAAACUAACAUACUACAAGCUGCCAGCGCUUUAACGCUACCGGAACUUCAACCGGAUAGAGCAAGGGAAGGUGCAGAGAAAUCAUUACUAACAACAAACUUAGUCAAACAAGAAGAUAUCUACGAAAACUACACGCCCGUUAAAGACACGGAUGCAGCGCCAGCUCAGCACGCUAACAUCGAACACGAAAUUCACUAUUUGCCUACAAUACAAUCCGAUCAACCCGUAGAGCGAGAGAGCGCAUUCAAGUCGGCUAAACUGUCAGAUUCGCAUGCAAGUGAUAGUAUCAUAACCAAAUCAUUGAGCUUACCAAUAGUAAAUGAGACGACAGCAGCUGAAGCACCGCAUCCACUGAAUGAAANCGCUAACAUCGAACACGAAAUUCACUAUUUGCCUACAAUACAAUCCGAUCGACCCGUAGAGCGAGAGAGCGCAUUCAAGUCGGCUAAACUGUCAGAUUCGCAUGCAAGUGAUAGUGUCAUAACCAAAUCAUUGAGCUUACCAAUAGUAAAUGAGACGACAGCAGCUGAAGCACCGCAUCCACUGAAUGAAGAUGCGACCUCACUUACACAAAUUAAAUCCUCCCUUGUGGGUUCUCAAUAUGAAGUGUCUAUUUCACAAGUUCACCCUUAUGAAGGCACCACUGAAUUACCAGCAAAAGACAUUGCGUCUACCGCCACACCAAAUCUCAAUUUAGAAAGCAGUAAUAGGCCGGCACAAGUCGAAACUCUCACUAACGUAUACGCCAAAGAAGGAGAUGUGGAGAAAUUCAAAAUCGAUGAACAGCGCGCGAAACCUUAUGUGGAAGGCAUGUUGACCGAAACUAUUACUACCGGCGUAACCGCGUACGAAAAAGCCGAUUCACUUCAAGCUUUAGAGUAUUCAGCGAAAGCGGCUAAAACGUCCAUGGAUGAGCAUACACAACAAUUACAGGUUAAACAACUCGAUGUCAUUCUACAAAAGGAAACUACCCUCGAAACGGCAAUUAAAGCCGAGAAUGUCACACCAUAUAUUGAAGGCACCCAACACGAAAUGCUUGUAACAGAGAUAGCUACCGUGGAACCACUAACUGAGCUACCUCUGACGCUCGAAAAAUCAGAUAAAACGGCACGGCAUGUCAUAGACGACAGCAUACGUCAAGCGCAGACAAUAGCCACCCCGUUGCUAUUAGAAAAAGAAAGUGUAACUAACACCGAGGCGCCUAUAAAAUACACUGCAAAACUGCAAAGAGAACAAGUGCAAAAUGAUAAAACCGUUACUGAAUUGACGCCAUAUGAAGACGUAAAAAGUCUACCAGACACUGCGGCCGUUACACCCCAAAACGCAAGCGCUCGCUUUGAUUCCAAACCAAUAUUGGCAAACAUAACUACCCUCCAAGAAGCACUCAUAAAAGAGGAUGGCAUUGCCGGGCUCAGGCCGGAACAGGGUAUGGCAGAGGUUGUGUCGGGCAAAAAUAUAGCCUUUACAACCGAGGAAAUAAUUAGCCUGAAUCUUAUAACUGAAACAUACGAUUUGAAAGCUCCGCCCGGAAUUUUGGCCAAAACUACACAUGAAGAGUUGAAUGAAGGUAAAACCAUAGCCGAAUUCCUGUCAUAUGAGAGCAGCACUGCACUGCAAACAAAGGCGCCGACACAGCUAUUGCCACAAGCUGUUCUAGUCGAAGGAAAAACAAAAUCCCUAGAAAAAACAGAAAUAGAGGUGUUUGAAAAUGUCGAGGAAGCUGGCGAAUUUAAGCCUCGCGGUAUUGAACGCCUCCAGGCAACUGUAGUUUUGCCAGAACUUAAAGCUCCAAUCGUUGACGAGAUUGCAAUCAAACCUCCACUCGACCAUAUUGAAACCAUCAAACCUUCCCAAGAAACCGCAACAGCGAUAAGGGAAGAGCAGGAUAAUGUAUUGGUAAAUACGUUAACGACUUUUGAAAGCAUCGUUAGCAUACCAACAAAUGAAAUACUUGAAAAACGACAGGCACAACCUCGUGUGAGCGAUGCCGAAUACACAGCCAUCACAACUGAGCCCAUUAUAUCCGGUACUAUAAACCAGCUACAGGACGACAAACAAAUAGAUCAACAUGCAGUUAUUAAAAUCACACCACAUAGUACGUAUUUGAAUGAACAACCUAUCAUCCAGGAUAAUCUUCACACACUAGACACACACACACAUACAUUGGACACGGCGAAAGUUCAAAUAAUACCGCAAUAUGCAAUUAAUAGCGAAGAUUUGCAAACAUUCGAGCAGACGAUUCCUCAUUCCACAGAUCUGUCGAGACAAAUCACAAUAGCACCUACACUAGAAACGGAUAUGACAAAUACCGCGCUACAAACAACACAAUUUAUUGCUGAAAGCUCUGAUAUAUACAAACAUACUUCAUCAGCUGAAAAGUCCGCCCAAACUAUAAGUACUUAUCAUCCACACAUCACAAUCGAUCAACAAGCUGUUGUUGAACUAGAAAAGGAAACAACGCUAACCACAACAAAACCAAAAUCUCCCCAACAACUACAAACACUAAUCGAACAACCAAAUUACAUACUCCCUAUACAACACACGGAAAUUAUAAACGAAAGUGCGAUAGGCUUCGAUAUUCAGGAAAGUUUAAGAGAAGCUAUAAAAAACCCAAAAACAAAGAGCGCUGAGUCUUUAGAAGCAAUCUGUGUAGAGGUAAUACCCAAAUAUCAUACCACAGAUCACAUACAAGAAGAUAGUGUAUCACAACAAAAACCCAAGUAUAAACAAGAAAUCGCAUUUGACCAAUUAGAAAUUCAUACACAUAGUGUAAAAACUCCGCUCGACACACCGAAAACAACUCACACCACAGAACACAAAACACUACAAAAAACACUUAUUCCCGACGAAGCUAAGACCACGGAAAUGCCAGAAGAAACAAGAAUAGUAGAGACCAUCUCUGAAGACGGCAAGCCAAAGAAGAAGAAGAUCCGUACUCGUGUCAUCAAGAAGGUAAAGGGUGGCAAACAAGAGGUCACGAAGAUUGAAACCGUCGAAGAAGAUGACAAACAACCCGAAACAACUGUAACAGUCGAAGAAAGUCCUGUCGAGGAGACACUCGAAGAAGUGAAAGAAAUGCCCGAAGAAGGGCGUGUGAUUGAUACCAUCUCUGAAGACGGCAAACCAAAGAAGAAGAAGAUCCGUACUCGCAUCAUCAAGAAGGUGAAGGGUGGCAAACAAGAGGUCACGAAGAUUGAAACCGUCGAAGAAGAUGACAAACAACCCGAAACAACUGUAACAGUCGAAGAAAGUCCUGUCGAGGAGACACUCGAAGAAGUGAAAGAAAUGCCCGAAGAAGGGCGUGUGAUUGAUACCAUCUCUGAAGACGGCAAACCAAAGAAGAAGAAGAUCCGUACUCGCAUCAUCAAGAAGGUGAAGGGUGGCAAACAAGAGGUCACGAAGAUUGAAACCGUCGAAGAAGAUGACAAACAACCCGAAACAACUGUAACAGUCGAAGAAAGUCCUGUCGAGGAGACACUCGAAGAAGUGAAAGAAAUGCCCGAAGAAGGGCGUGUGAUUGAUACCAUCUCUGAAGACGGCAAACCAAAGAAGAAGAAGAUCCGUACUCGCAUCAUCAAGAAGGUGAAGGGUGGCAAACAAGAGGUCACGAAGAUUGAAACCGUCGAAGAAGAUGACAAACAACCCGAAACAACUGUAACAGUCGAAGAAAGUCCUGUCGAGGAGACACUCGAAGAAGUGAAAGAAAUGCCCGAAGAAGGGCGUGUGAUUGAUACCAUCUCUGAAGACGGCAAACCAAAGAAGAAGAAGAUCCGUACUCGCAUCAUCAAGAAGGUGAAGGGUGGCAAACAAGAGGUCACGAAGAUUGAAACCGUCGAAGAAGAUGACAAACAACCCGAAACAACUGUAACAGUCGAAGAAAGUCCUGUCGAGGAGACACUCGAAGAAGUGAAAGAAAUGCCCGAAGAAGGGCGUGUGAUUGAUACCAUCUCUGAAGACGGCAAACCAAAGAAGAAGAAGAUCCGUACUCGCAUCAUCAAGAAGGUGAAGGGUGGCAAACAAGAGGUCACGAAGAUUGAAACCGUCGAAGAAGAUGACAAACAACCCGAAACAACUGUAACAGUCGAAGAAAGUCCUGUCGAGGAGACACUCGAAGAAGUGAAAGAAAUGCCCGAAGAAGGGCGUGUGAUUGAUACCAUCUCUGAAGACGGCAAACCAAAGAAGAAGAAGAUCCGUACUCGCAUCAUCAAGAAGGUGAAGGGUGGCAAACAAGAGGUCACGAAGAUUGAAACCGUCGAAGAAGAUGACAAACAACCCGAAACAACUGUAACAGUCGAAGAAAGUCCUGUCGAGGAGACACUCGAAGAAGUGAAAGAAAUGCCCGAAGAAGGGCGUGUGAUUGAUACCAUCUCUGAAGACGGCAAACCAAAGAAGAAGAAGAUCCGUACUCGCAUCAUCAAGAAGGUGAAGGGUGGCAAACAAGAGGUCACGAAGAUUGAAACCGUCGAAGAAGAUGACAAACAACCCGAAACAACUGUAACAGUCGAAGAAAGUCCUGUCGAGGAGACACUCGAAGAAGUGAAAGAAAUGCCCGAAGAAGGGCGUGUGAUUGAUACCAUCUCUGAAGACGGCAAACCAAAGAAGAAGAAGAUCCGUACUCGCAUCAUCAAGAAGGUGAAGGGUGGCAAACAAGAGGUCACGAAGAUUGAAACCGUCGAAGAAGAUGACAAACAACCCGAAACAACUGUAACAGUCGAAGAAAGUCCUGUCGAGGAGACACUCGAAGAAGUGAAAGAAAUGCCCGAAGAAGGGCGUGUGAUUGAUACCAUCUCUGAAGACGGCAAACCAAAGAAGAAGAAGAUCCGUACUCGCAUCAUCAAGAAGGUGAAGGGUGGCAAACAAGAGGUCACGAAGAUUGAAACCGUCGAAGAAGAUGACAAACAACCCGAAACAACUGUAACAGUCGAAGAAAGUCCUGUCGAGGAGACACUCGAAGAAGUGAAAGAAAUGCCCGAAGAAGGGCGUGUGAUUGAUACCAUCUCUGAAGACGGCAAACCAAAGAAGAAGAAGAUCCGUACUCGCAUCAUCAAGAAGGUGAAGGGUGGCAAACAAGAGGUCACGAAGAUUGAAACCGUCGAAGAAGAUGACAAACAACCCGAAACAACUGUAACAGUCGAAGAAAGUCCUGUCGAGGAGACACUCGAAGAAGUGAAAGAAAUGCCCGAAGAAGGGCGUGUGAUUGAUACCAUCUCUGAAGACGGCAAACCAAAGAAGAAGAAGAUCCGUACUCGCAUCAUCAAGAAGGUGAAGGGUGGCAAACAAGAGGUCACGAAGAUUGAAACCGUCGAAGAAGAUGACAAACAACCCGAAACAACUGUAACAGUCGAAGAAAGUCCUGUCGAGGAGACACUCGAAGAAGUGAAAGAAAUGCCCGAAGAAGGGCGUGUGAUUGAUACCAUCUCUGAAGACGGCAAACCAAAGAAGAAGAAGAUCCGUACUCGCAUCAUCAAGAAGGUGAAGGGUGGCAAACAAGAGGUCACGAAGAUUGAAACCGUCGAAGAAGAUGACAAACAACCCGAAACAACUGUAACAGUCGAAGAAAGUCCUGUCGAGGAGACACUCGAAGAAGUGAAAGAAAUGCCCGAAGAAGGGCGUGUGAUUGAUACCAUCUCUGAAGACGGCAAACCAAAGAAGAAGAAGAUCCGUACUCGCAUCAUCAAGAAGGUGAAGGGUGGCAAACAAGAGGUCACGAAGAUUGAAACCGUCGAAGAAGAUGACAAACAACCCGAAACAACUGUAACAGUCGAAGAAAGUCCUGUCGAGGAGACACUCGAAGAAGUGAAAGAAAUGCCCGAAGAAGGGCGUGUGAUUGAUACCAUCUCUGAAGACGGCAAACCAAAGAAGAAGAAGAUCCGUACUCGCAUCAUCAAGAAGGUGAAGGGUGGCAAACAAGAGGUCACGAAGAUUGAAACCGUCGAAGAAGAUGACAAACAACCCGAAACAACUGUAACAGUCGAAGAAAGUCCUGUCGAGGAGACACUCGAAGAAGUGAAAGAAAUGCCCGAAGAAGGGCGUGUGAUUGAUACCAUCUCUGAAGACGGCAAACCAAAGAAGAAGAAGAUCCGUACUCGCAUCAUCAAGAAGGUGAAGGGUGGCAAACAAGAGGUCACGAAGAUUGAAACCGUCGAAGAAGAUGACAAACAACCCGAAACAACUGUAACAGUCGAAGAAAGUCCUGUCGAGGAGACACUCGAAGAAGUGAAAGAAAUGCCCGAAGAAGGGCGUGUGAUUGAUACCAUCUCUGAAGACGGCAAACCAAAGAAGAAGAAGAUCCGUACUCGCAUCAUCAAGAAGGUGAAGGGUGGCAAACAAGAGGUCACGAAGAUUGAAACCGUCGAAGAAGAUGACAAACAACCCGAAACAACUGUAACAGUCGAAGAAAGUCCUGUCGAGGAGACACUCGAAGAAGUGAAAGAAAUGCCCGAAGAAGGGCGUGUGAUUGAUACCAUCUCUGAAGACGGCAAACCAAAGAAGAAGAAGAUCCGUACUCGCAUCAUCAAGAAGGUGAAGGGUGGCAAACAAGAGGUCACGAAGAUUGAAACCGUCGAAGAAGAUGACAAACAACCCGAAACAACUGUAACAGUCGAAGAAAGUCCUGUCGAGGAGACACUCGAAGAAGUGAAAGAAAUGCCCGAAGAAGGGCGUGUGAUUGAUACCAUCUCUGAAGACGGCAAACCAAAGAAGAAGAAGAUCCGUACUCGCAUCAUCAAGAAGGUGAAGGGUGGCAAACAAGAGGUCACGAAGAUUGAAACCGUCGAAGAAGAUGACAAACAACCCGAAACAACUGUAACAGUCGAAGAAAGUCCUGUCGAGGAGACACUCGAAGAAGUGAAAGAAAUGCCGGAAGAGGUUCGUAUUGUUGAAACCAUCUCUGAAGACGGCAAACCAAAGAAGAAAAAGAUCCGUACUCGUGUCAUAAAGAAGGUAAAGGGUGGCAAACAAGAGGUCACGAAGAUCGAAACCGUCGAAGAAGACGAUAAACAGCCCGAAACAACAGUCACAAUUGAAGAAACUCCUGUCGAGGAGACACACGAAGAAGUGAAAGAAAUGCCCGAAGAGGUGCGUGUGAUUGAAACCAUCUCUGAAGACGGAAAACCAAAGAAGAAGAAGAUCCGUACUCGUGUCAUCAAGAAGGUAAAGGGUGACAGACAAGAGGUCACGAAGAUCGAAACCGUCGAAGAAGAUGAUAAACAGCCCGAAACAACUGUCACAGUUGAAGAAACUCCUGUCGAGGAGACACCCGAAGAAGUGAAAGAAAUGCCCGAAGAGGUGCGUGUGAUUGAAACCAUCUCUGAAGACGGCAAACCAAAGAAGAAGAAGAUCCGUACUCGUGUCAUCAAGAAGGUAAAGGGUGGCAAACAAGAGGUCACGAAGAUCGAAACCGUCGAAGAAGAUGACAAACAGCCCGAAACAACUGUCACAGUUGAAGAAACUCCUGCUGACGUAGCACCCGAAGAAGUGAAAGAAAUGCCAGAAGAAGUACGUGUGGUAGAAACUAUUUCUGAAGACGGCAAACCAAAGAAGAAGAAGAUCCGUACUCGCGUCAUCAAGAAGGUGAAGGGUGACAAACAAGAGGUCACGAAAAUAGAAACCGUGGAAGAAGAUGACAAACAGCCCGAAACAACUGUCACAGUUGAAGAAACUAAUGUCGAGGAGACACCCGAAGAAGUAAAAGAAAUGCCCGAAGAGGUUCGUGUCAUUGAAACCAUUUCUGAAGACGGCAAACCAAAGAAGAAGAAGAUCCGUACUCGUGUCAUCAAGAAGGUAAAGGGUGACAAACAAGAGGUCACGAAGAUCGAAACCGUCGAAGAAGAUGAUAAACAGCUCGAAACAACUGUCACAGUUGAAGAAACUCCUGUCGAGGAGACACCCGAAGAAGUGAAAGAAAUGCCCGAAGAGGUGCGCGUGAUUGAAACCAUCUCUGAAGACGGCAAACCGAAGAAGAAGAAGAUCCGUACUCGUAUCAUCAAGAAGGUGAAGGGUGGCAAACAAGAGGUCACGAAGAUCGAAACCGUCGAAGAAGAUGAUAAACAGCCCGAAACAACUGUCACAGUUGAAGAAACUCCUGCUGACGAAGCACCCGAAGAAGUGAAAGAAAUGCCAGAAGAAGUACGUGUGGUAGAAACUAUUUCUGAAGACGGCAAACCAAAGAAAAAGAAGAUCCGUACUCGCGUCAUCAAGAAAGUGAAGGGUGACAAACAAGAGGUCACGAAAAUAGAAACCGUGGAAGAAGAUGACAAACAGCCCGAGACAACUGUCACAGUUGAGGAAAUUCCUAUGGAAGAAUCACCCGAAGAAGUGAAAGAAAUGCCAGAAGAGGUUCGUGUUGUUGAAACCAUCUCUGAAGACGGAAAACCAAAGAAGAAGAAGAUUCGUACUCGUGUCAUCAAGAAGGUAAAGGGUGGCAAACAAGAGGUCACGAAAAUCGAAACCGUCGAAGAAGAUGAUAAACAGCCCGAAACAACUGUCACAGUUGAAGAAACUCCUGUCGAGGAGACACCCGAAGAAGUGAAAGAAAUGCCCGAAGAGGUGCGUGUGAUUGAAACCAUCUCUGAAGACGGCAAACCAAAGAAGAAGAAGAUCCGUACUCGUGUCAUCAAGAAGGUAAAGGGUGGCAAACAAGAGGUCACGAAGAUCGAAACCGUGGAAGAAGAUGACAAGCAGCCCGAAACAACUGUCACAAUUGAAGAAACUCCUUUCGAGGAAACACCCGAAGAAGUGAAAGAAAUGCCCGAAGAGGUACGUGUGGUUGAAACAAUUUCUGAAGACGGCAAACCAAAGAAAAAGAGGAUCCGUACUCGUGUCAUCAAGAAGGUUAAGGGGGGCAAACAAGAGGUCACGAAAAUAGAAACCGUCGAAGAAGAUGACAAACAGCCCGAAACAACUGUCACAGUUGAAGAAACUCCUGUCGAAGAAGCACCCGAAGAAGUGAAAGAAAUGCCAGAAGAAGUACGUGUGGUUGAAACUAUUUCUGAAGACGGCAAACCAAAGAAGAAGAAGAUCCGUACUCGCAUCAUCAAGAAGGUGAAGGGUGGCAAACAAGAGGUCACGAAAAUAGAAACCGUCGAAGAAGAUGACAAACAGCCCGAAACAACUGUCACAGUUGAAGAAACUCCUGUUGAGGAAGCUCCCGAACAAGUCAGAGAAAUGCCGGAAGAGGUUCAUAUUGUUGAAACCAUCUCUGAAGACGGCAAACCAAAGAAGAAGAAGAUCCGUACUCGUGUCAUCAAGAAGGUGAAGGGUGGCAAACAAGAGGUCACGAAGAUCGAAACCGUCGAAGAAGAUGAUAAACAGCCCGAAACAACUGUCACAGUUGAAGAAACUCCUGUCGAGGAAACACCCGAAGAAGUGAAAGAAAUGCCCGAAGAGGUGCGUGUGAUUGAAACCAUCUCUGAAGACGGCAAACCAAAGAAGAAGAAGAUCCGUACUCGUGUCAUCAAGAAGGUGAAGGGUGACAAACAAGAGGUCACGAAAAUAGAAACCGUCGAAGAAGAUGACAAGCAGCCCGAAACAACUGUCACAAUUGAAGAAACUCCUGUCGACGAUGAACCAGAAGAAGUGAAAGAAAUGCCUGAAGAGGUACGUGUUGUGGAAAUAAUUUCUGAAGACGGCAAACCAAAGAAAAAGCACAUCCGUACUCGUGUCAUCAAGAAGGUUAAGGGUGGCAAACAAGAGGUCACGAAAAUAGAAACCGUGGAAGAAGAUGACAAACAGCCCGAAACAACUGUCACAGUUGAAGAAACUCCUGUUGACAUAGUACCCGAAGAAGUGAAAGAAAUGCCAGAAGAAGUACGUGUGGUUGAAACUAUUUCUGAAGACGGCAAACCAAAGAAGAAGAAGAUCCGUACUCGCGUCAUCAAGAAGGUGAAGGGUGACAAACAAGAGGUCACGAAAAUAGAAACCGUGGAAGAAGAUGACAAACAGCCCGAAACGACUGUCACAGUUGAAGAAACUCCUGUCGACGAAGCACCCGAAGAAGUGAAAGAACUGCCGGAAGAGGUACGUGUGGUUGAAACAAUUUCUGAAGACGGCAAACCAAAGAAAAAGAGGAUCCGUACUCGUGUCAUCAAGAAGGUUAAGGGGGGCAAACAAGAGGUCACGAAAAUAGAAACCGUCGAAGAAGAUAACAAACAGCCCGAAACAACUGUCACAGUUGAAGAAACUCCUGUUGACAUAGUACCCGAAGAAGUGAAAGAAAUGCCAGAAGAAGUACGUGUGGUUGAAACUAUUUCUGAAGACGGCAAACCAAAGAAGAAGAAGAUCCGUACUCGCGUCAUCAAGAAGGUGAAGGGUGACAAACAAGAGGUCACGAAAAUAGAAACCGUGGAAGAAGAUGACAAACAGCCCGAAACGACUGUCACAGUUGAAGAAACUCCUGUCGACGAAGCACCCGAAGAAGUGAAAGAACUGCCGGAAGAGGUACGUGUGGUUGAAACAAUUUCUGAAGACGGCAAACCAAAGAAAAAGAGGAUCCGUACUCGUGUCAUCAAGAAGGUUAAGGGGGACAAACAAGAGGUCACGAAAAUAGAAACCGUCGAAGAAGAUGACAAACAGCCCGAAACAACUGUCACAGUUGAGGAAACUCCUGUCGACGAAGCACCCGAAGAAGUGAAAGAAAUGCCAGAAGAAGUACGCGUGGUGGAAACUAUUUCUGAAGACGGCAAACCGAAGAAGAAGAAGAUCCGUACUCGUGUCAUCAAGAAGGUGAAGGGCGACAAACAAGAGGUCACGAAAAUAGAAACCGUGGAAGAAGAUGACAAACAGCCCGAAACAACUGUCACAGUUGAAGAAACUCCUGUCGAGGACGCUCCCGAAGAAGUUGAAGAAAUGCCUGAAGAGGUACGGUUAGUUGAAUCUACAGCCGAAGAUGGAAAGCCUAAAACGAAAAAGAUUCGUACUCGUGUCAUUAGAAAAGUUAAGGGUGACAAACAAGAGGUCAUGAAGAUCGAAACCGUCGAAGAGGAGGAUAAGCGACCGAAAACAACUAUCACUGUUGAAGAAACUCCAGUCGACGGAGCACCCGAAGAAGUCAAAGAAAUGCCCGAAGAGGUGCGUGUGAUUGAAAGCAUCUCAGAGGACGGCAAACCAAAGAAGAAGAAGAUCCGUACUCGUGUCAUCAAGAAGGUGAAGGGUGACAAAGAAGAGGUUACAAAGAUCGAAACCGUAGAAGAAGAUAACAAGCAACCCGAAAUAACUGUGACCGUGGAAGAAACACCGAUUAGAGAAUUGAUAUCGCAAUCCCGAUUGAAGAAAAGAAUUUUCGUCAAAAAACCCACCGACGAAGUUUCUGUGGUUGAGUUUCCAGAACAAAAAUCUAUUGUUAUAUCGGAAAAGGAAGAUGGUACGCCUACCAAGACUGUUAUAAAAACAAAAAUUAUUAAAAAAAUUGACGGACCUAAAAUGGAGAUUACGAAAGUAGAGACAAUUGAAGAGUUUGAAAAAAUACCUAUUACUAAAGUUACGGUGAAAGAAUACGAUGAGCCCUUCCCUGAUGUAGAGCAAUCUAACAAGGAAGAGAAACCGAUACCAAUUCAGGAAUUACCAGAAGAGAUCGUGUUUGCAGAAAUAGUUGAUAAAAAUAAAAAACCAAAGCAGAAGAUAACCAAAACCAGAACAUUUAAAAAAGAAGCGUCCCCUGAACCAGAAUUUUAUCAAAUUCAAACUAUUGAGGAAGAGGGAAAAGAACCUUUCUCUCUCAUUCGUGUUGUUAGUGAUGAUAACAUUGCGGACAUAAUUGAUAUUAGCCUGUUAGAAGACGAAAAGAAACCAUCUCGCAAAAAACCCAAAACACUACACAAAUCCAAGGAGGAAAAACCUACACCAGAACACUUAACAAAGGAAAAACCCGUUUUCGUUACUACAUUCAAAUCCGUUCAAAAUGAAGACGGCGAAACUGUUAUUGAAACAGAAAAUAAGAAAAUGACUGAAGAGGAAGGCAUCGUCGUCGAAGAAGUUCUUAGCGAUACUGAACCAGUUGUGAAUGAGGAUCAAUCCACCGUAAAGAAUGUAGAAAUUGUAGAAGUCGACGGAUACACAGACCAAGAUAGCAAAGAGUACACAAUAACAGAGCCAGAUGAUGUCAUUGAAGACAUUACACAAACACCUGAAACAGAUAAGAAAACGAAACAUAGAAUUAAACAAAAAACGACACAAAAACCAUUUGAAAGCAUCGACGAAUCUCCCGACGAAGUGGUUAUCGAAUAUAUGCCUGAAGAGGUAUUCGAAGUACAACAGUCUGUAGAUAUGAAUGAAGAAGACUUAAAUGAACCAAAAGUGACUAUGGUUAAGAAGAGAAAAAUUAAGAAAAAGGUGGGUGGUCGUGAACAAGUAAUUGAGGUGGUUACUACAAAAGAAGAAGGUAAAGACGAAGAGAGUACAGUGGUGGUUCUUUCGGAAGAUGAAGAAAAGCCUGAGGAUACGCCAGCAACAAAUUACCAAGUUCAGGUAAUUGAAGAAAAGCCGGUGCUGAAGAAAAAACGGAAAACUAAGAAGGUUGUGAAAAAAGAUGAUUUGGAUGAAUAUAUACAAUUUCUUAUACAGCAAGAAAUACCCAAAACUGUGCUUCAAGAGUAUAAACGCGUUGACAUAGAGAUGCCUCAGAGAGCUCGCCGAGACUCAGCUUUGCCACAAAAGCCAAUCAAAUUGGUCCCAAUGAAGAUUGAAAGUGUUGAGGUAAAGAAAUCUAAGCCAAUUGAAAUUACAUCAGUAGCGGAAUUCCCGCAAAUGCUUAAACUGAAAAAACCGAAGCAAAAGCCAAAAGAAGAGAAGCCCAAAAAGGACGAGGCUGUCUUCAAGAAACCCAAAUUAAAGAGUUGGAUCAAUUUUAUACCAUUUUCCCCUUACUGUUUCAAGCCUACCAUAACCGAAUUGGAAACUAAUCGGGGCUCUGGAGAGUUAUCAAGAAGUAUAGAAGAAGCGCUAAGCAUUGUAAAGAAGCGCCGUGUUAAAAUCAAGCAAAGUGAAAAGCCGGAAAGGGAACUUGAAACACUUGAUCUGGGAACAUUUGAGGAUACCAAAUUGGAAGAAGUACAGCCAGAACGGAUAGAGAAAUAUAAGCGUCCAAAGAAGCAAGCCAAGGCUGAAGCUAUCGAUGCACCGAAAAAGAUAACUUUAGGAAAAGGAAAAUUACCCGAAAAUGAAAAUUACAUCGAAGAGAUCAGUCUAAAGCCGAUUGAUAAGCAGGAAUCGGAAGAUUUUGUGGCUGAAACGCCUCAUGAACCUGUAGAAGAAAAGCCAAAACGAAAGAAGCGCGGCAGAAAGCCUGGCGUGGGAGAUAGUUCCAUACAAUUUGAGCCACUCGAAUUCGAGGAAUUGGAGUCAGAAGAUGAACCAAUUUCGGAAGGAUCCCACACAUCUCAGCCUGAUGUAGAUAUUUCACCAGAAAAGCCAAAAUACAAACGAAAGAAGAAAACACCAUCGCAGCCAGAAUCAGUACAAUAUCCUAUAAAGCCACAAAAACCAAAGGACGAGGAAAGUUUGCCGCAACCAGAGUUGAAACUGCGUAAACCGCAAUCUAAAAAACCAGAAAGCGAGGAAGGGGAAAUAAAGUUAAAGCCUUUCCACAAAAUUGAAAUAAUUGAAAUUGAACCAGAAACAAGUGUACAGCCAACAGCGCCCGGAGCUAAGAAACGUCCUAGAAAAAUACGCAAACUUAAACAUGAAACACCGGCUGAGGAAAAUAUAAUAGAAAUAAUUGAAAUUGCGCCAGCAACGUCGGAAGGUGAACCCACUUACGAAGUGAAUGUAACUACAACGGAUGUAAGUGAGGUCGAUGAGAAAAAGCCUAAAACAAAGUCAGUUAAAAAGAAGAGAGUAAAGAUAAUGAAGGAUGAGGAACUGGAUGAUUUCAUCGCCGAAUUGACCGAGGCACCUGAAGACCAAAUAUAUGACUUUAGCACCGUGGACUUCUAUGAAAUUAAAGUACAAGAACUACAACCAGAAUUCAUUGAAGAGACUACUGUCAAGGAGGACGGUAAGGUUCAAACGGAAAUACGCAAAAAGCGAAAGUUACUACAUAAGAAGGGCAAUGAAGAGAGUGUAAUCGAAAUCGUUGAAGCAACAACACCGGAUUCAAAGGAAACUCUGUACGAAGUGCUUGUUGUUGACAUGGAGGAACAAAAACCAGAUUCAGCAGACAAGCCACGGAAGAAAAAGACGAAAAAGUUGAAAAAAGACGAACUGGACGAAUACAUUCAACAGCUAAUUAAUGCUGAAAUUUCUAGAACCGAACUCGAAAAAUACGAGAAGAUUGAUAUCGACGGUAAGCCUAAAAAACCAAAGAAAACUAAGAAGUCACCACAAAAAGCCGUUUUGGAAGAGCCUGAAACCUUGGAAGUUGGUGUAGUAGAAACGAGUCCUAAGGAAACACCUAAACAGAAAAAGCCAAAGAAGAAAAUGGUCAAAUUGGAAGAAACGGCAACAGAAGGACCAAUAGAAAUACCUGGCGCUGAAUUUACAGUUAAUGUUACAGAGACUCCGCCUAUCAAACUCAGUUCAGAGAGUUCUGUGGAAGAUAUUUUGGACGUGAAAGAGACAGUACCUAUCCCAGUUACUGCUGGUGAUGAUGCGCAGAUUGUUGAAACGUCCGAAAAUGUUGAGGUUAUCACAAAGAAAGAACCUGACGGUACAGUCAAAGAACAAACUGUUACAAAACGCAAGUUCAAGAAAAAGAAAGGUGAUAAGUUCUAUACUGUAGAGGUUAUAGAGACGCAGGUACAGGAUGAACCAGAGGCGGAAGUAACAGUUAUAACAACAGAAGUUGUGGAAACAUCUGAGGAGUCCCUGCCGGAGAAGCGCAAACGUGUACCAAAAAAAUUGACUAAAAAGAUCAAGAAAGAAGAGCUACCGAACUACAUUAUGAAAGUUGUUGAAGAACUACCAGAAGAAUUUAAGGUACAGCCGAAGGAAGAAGUGGAAGAAAUACCUGAAAGUAUUGAGAAACCAUUUGACGAGAACAUUUUCUUCAGGACUACUGUUGUAGAAGAAGACGCUGGCCAGCCAGAAUUACCAGAAGCUGAAAACGUUUUACCUAUGAAGGAAGAAGUGGAAGAGAAAACGAAGAAGGUUAAAAAGCCAAAGAAAGUUAAGAUUGUGGAAUCUGAAUCAAAAUCGCAUGAAGAAAUUCCACGAGAAAUUGAAGUGCAACCUGAUGCGGAGAUUGAUAUCAACGAAUCGACUGUGCCAGAAGGCUACAGCAUCGAUGUACAAGAAGAAGAUAAGAAAAGAUCAAAGAAAACAAAACGUACUAAGCCAAAAGAAGAGAAAGUUGUUGAAGAGUAUGUCAUUCGUAUUGAAGAAUCAGCACCUGAAGUUACUACCACUGAAAUCGUUGACGAACAGGGUGAUAUCACAAAACAUAUAACGACUAAGCGAAAACUUAAGAAGAAGGAAGGUCCAAAGGAAUAUGUUAUAGAAGUUGUGGAGACGUUUGAAGAAAAUAAACCCGAUGAGGUGGAAUUAACUGUGUCGACAAUAGAAGUGGUGCCAACAGAUGCUGGUCAAGAUAUAGUAGAAAAAGGAAAGACUAUUAAAAAACUCAAAAAGAAGAAAACUCCUAAAGACGACUUCGAUGAGUAUUUACAACAGCUUAUUGAACAGGAAAUACCGAAAACCGAAUUAGAGGAAUUUACGCCGAUUGAAUUUGGCAAAACUGUUAAGAAGCCUAAAAAGAAAACGAAGCAACAUAAGAAAACGGUUGAAGUAGUUGACGGAGUGGCUGUUACAAUUCAUGAGUUCGAUGUUGAAGAUAUACCCAGCGAAAAAGAAGAGGAAGUUGAAGAAACAUUAGCUGAGGUUGUUGUUGAAGAUGAGCAAAUUAAGCCUGACGAUAGCAAAGAAUUUAGAGUUGGUGUAACCGAGGAGCAAGUUGAGCCGAUGAGAUUUGAUGAAACAACUACAGAAGAACGUCCUACAAAAAUAAGAAAGCCUAAAAGGCCAAAGGAGACACCGGCCGAAGAAGCUCCUGUGAUUUUGGAAGAACUCGAGCAAACGGUAACGACGAUCAAGGAAACAGAUGAGAAGGGCGAUAUCAAAGAAAAAACUGUGUCUAAGCGAAAGGUUAAACGUAAGCAAGGACCCAAAGAAGCGGUAUUCGAAAUAUCCGAAAUAACCGAGGGCGAAGAUCAGCCGGUUGCCGAAGUAACAAUUGUGCAAAUUGACGAAACUGAGCCGACUCUCGAAGAUGAGAAAGCUGUUAAACCAAUUAAAAAAGUUGUCAAAAAACCAAAGACCAUACCAAAAGAAGAUAUUCAAAACUAUUUGGUAAAUGUCAUUGAAGAGUUCAUUCAAAAGGAAACGGCACCAGAAAGCGAGGAAGAAACUAUAGACGAUGUUAAUCAGGAUGCAAAGAAGAUAGUUCGCAAGGCAAAGAAGCAUAAGGUGAAGGUAACAGAGAAAGAGCUGCAUGAAGAAGAUAACACCCUUCCUGAAGAUGAUGUUACAUUGAUAGAAGAUUACCCAGAGACCGUUGACCAAGUAGAAAACGAAUACGAGGUAGGCAUAACAGAAUCCUUGGCACCUGAACAGCCUAUUAAGAAGGUACACAAAAAGAUGAAGAAACAGAAAUCGGUCACGAAAGUGCCCGAAGACGAUACUGAGGCAUUCAAAGUACGCGUUUCAUCUUUUGAAGACAUAUCCGAAAAGGAAACUCCAGUCGAAGAGGAAACUCAGAUUCUGCUAGAAGAGACACAGCCUGUGAACUACUUUAAUGUUGUGAUAGAAGAAAUUGAAACAACACAGGAUGUGAAGGAAAUAAUAGAUGAGACUGGAGAAAAAAUAAAACAGAUAACGAAGAAACGUAAGAUAAGAAAAGCAGUUGGACCGAAAGAAGAAAUUAUUGAAAUUAUUGAAACACAAUUGGAAGACUCGCCAGUAGCGGAAGUAACAGUAUUAGUGCAGGAAGUGGAGAAACUGCCGGACACAACCGAGGAUGAUAAGCCCAAGGCUAUCAAACCUAAGAAAGUAAAGAAGGUUAAAAAGGACGACCUUAUGGAAUAUAUUUACAAACUAAUUGAAGAGGAUAUUCCGAAAACGGAACUAGAAAAGUACGAGAGAGUCGACCUGGAAGAGCCAAUAAAGCUUAAAAAGAAGAAAAAGCCUGUAAAGAAGGACGUUACUUUAACUGAAGGGGAAUCGGUAAAUCAAGAAGAACAACCGUAUCAAAUUGAUGUUACAGACAUCGAAGAUGUUAAGUCAAAGAAGCCAAGAAAGAAACCAGUUAAAGAUAUUGUCGUUAAGGAAGAGGACGUACAAGAUGAACAACCUGAGCAAGAGAUAACUGUGGUAAGUGUGGACGAAAAUAUCCCCGAAAAGCCAAAGAAGUCCAAGAAGUUCUCCGUAUCUGUUAGCGAAAGUUCGCCGGAAGAAGUAUUAGAUGAAGAAUACAAAGUGGAAAUCAUUGAAGAAACUGUUGAAAAACAAAUAUCUACCGACCAAAGCGGUGAAGUUAAAGAAAAAAUUGUGAAGAAGAAAAAGGUUAAACAUACAAAGGGGCCCGAGGAAGUAGUCCUAGAUAUCGUGGAAGUGCAUGAUAAAGAUUCUGAUGAAGCCGAAAUAACAGUCAUAGCCACAUCUCCUAGCAAGGACGUUGAUGCUCCUCAGAAAGUCGAAAUUAAACAAAAGAAAACCAAGAAAUUAAAAACUAAAGAUGCUCCAGAGUAUAUAGCGAAAAUUGUCGAGGAAAUUCCGGCUGAGAUUUUCGAUGAAUAUAAACACGAAGAAACUUCGGAAACUCCAACGAAACCAGGCAAAAAACCAAAACACAAGGUUAAACAAAUUGAUGAAGAUAAUAUUAAAGAAGAAGAGAAAGUUCAUGAAUUUACCACACUAGUUGUUGACGAAGAACCAACAAAACCAAUUGAGGAUGACUUUGAAGUAAAAAUUAUUGAAGACGAUAUCAAACCGAAGAAAAAGAAAUCCACAAAAUUGAAAAUGCAGGUAAAGGAAGAUGAGAAGCCUGAAAAUAUUCCAGCAGCUGAAGUAACAGUUAAAGACAUAGAACCCGAAGAUGUCGACACUGAGGAAUAUCCUUCUGAUGAAAUAAAAUUGAUUGAAGAAGAAAAUGGAUCACUUUCGGAUCAUGAAUUUGAAAUAGCAGCAACUGAAGAAGAGGCCAAGCCGAAGAAGAAGAAGCCAACAAAACCAAAAGUAAAGGUCGUGGAAGAGGAUAAACCGGAUGAGGAAGCUCCGACUGCAGAAAUUAACGUUAUAGAAGAACAACCUACCACUGAGGUGGAGGAAUUCGAAAUAACAGUAACUGAAGAUCAUGUAAAACCGAAGAAGAAGAAACCGACGAAGCAAAAGAUAAAGGUCACUGAGGAAGAUAAACCAGAGGAAAUAGCUUCCGAAAUAGUCUCAAUUGAAGAAACGAAGCCACAAGAAGAGCUGGAGGAGGCACCAUCUGAAGAAAUAAAGGUUACCGAAGAGCAACCUACCACUGAGGUUGAGGAAUUCGAAAUCACGGUAGCUGAAGAUCAUGUAAAACCAAAGAAGAAGAAACCGACGAAACAAAAGAUCAAGGUCACUGAGGAGGAUAAACCAGAGGAAAUAGCUUCCGAAAUAGUCUCAAUUGAAGAAACGAAGCCACAAGAAGAGCUGGAGGAGGCACCAUCUGAAGAAAUAAAGGUUACCGAAGAGCAACCUACCACUGAGGUUGAGGAAUUCGAAAUCACGGUAGCUGAAGAUCAUGUAAAACCAAAGAAGAAGAAACCGACGAAACAAAAGAUUAAGGUCACUGAGGAAGAUAAACAAGAGGAAAUACCUUCCGCAAUAGUCUCAAUUGAAGAAACGAAGCCACAAGAAGAGCUGGAGGAGGCACCGUCGGAAGAAAUAAAGGUUGCCGAAGAACAACCUACCACUGAGGUUGAUGAAUUCGAAAUCACGGUAACUGAAGAUCAAGUAAAACCAAAGAAGAAGAAACCGACGAAGCAAAAGAUUAAGGUCACUGAGGAAGAUAAGUCAGAGGAAAUACCUUCUGAAACCGUAUCAAUUGAAGAAACAGAGCCCAAAGAUGUGAGUGAGGAAGCUCCGUCUGAAGAAAUCAAAAUUACCCCAGAACAACCUUCCUCCGUCGUUGAGAACUUUGAGAUCACAGUGACCGAAGAGCUUGCAAAGCCAAAGAAAAAGAAACUCGUCAAGGAAAAGAGCAAGGUUCUUGAGGAGGAUAAACCCGAAGAGGUACCUUCUGAAACAGUCGCUGAGCCAGUAAAUGUAGAAGAAAUCGAAUCGAAGACAGAAGUGAAAGAAGUUAUUGACGACAAAGGUGAAGUCCAGAAACAGGUAGUGAAAAAACGCAAAUUAAAACGUCAACAAGGGUCAAACGAGGAUGUUAUCGAAAUAAUAGAGGUUCAAACAGGCGACCAGCCUGAAGCGGAAGUUACUAUUAUAGAAACACCAGCCGAAGAUAAAGAAGCAGAGAAGAGCGGUAAGCCUAAGGUUCAGAAAAAGAAAGUAAAGAAGGUCAAGCAGGACGACUUACACGACUACAUUCAGAAAUUGAUUGAGGAAGAAAUACCCAAAACUGAAUUAGAAAAAUAUGAAAAAAUCGAAUUCGAAACUAUUCCAAAGGUUAAAAAAGAGAACGAAGAGCCUUUUGACACUUCAAUCGAAGAAGAAACUCCUAAAGCAUUCGAGAAACGGGAACCGAAGAAAAAGACUAAAACUAAGAAACCUCAAGAGAGUGUAGAGGAACAGCCUUUGGCCGAAGUGCAUGUUGUGGAGGAACAUAAGGAAGAAACCGAAGCAAUAUUGCCAAUCAAAAUAAUCGAAUCAGAGGCACCCGAAGAACCAAUUAUUAUAACAGAAGAAACUCCAGCUGAGGUUAAAGUUGAAGAAAUUGUCGAUCAACAAGGAGAACCAAUCCAGCAAGUUACCACCAAACGAGUACUUAAAAAGAAAGAAAAGGGCAAAAAAGACAGCACUAUAAAUAUUGUAACAGUUCAAGAUGACACAAGCCCUGAGGUAACUGUCAUAGUCAGCGAAGAACCAGAAACAGAGCCUAUUGCUCCCUUAGAGCAACCAGAGCAAACUGUACACACUGUAGAACAGAAGCCGAAGAAGCCUAAAAAGACCAUAAAGAAAAUUAAAAAGGAUGAUCUAGAUGAUUACAUACAAAAAUUAAUAGAAGAAGAAAUACCAAAAGUAGAACUAGAACAAUAUGAAAAGGUCGAUGUUCCAAUAACUAAAAUACCGAAAGAAAAAGACACUAUCAAGCCACAAGACACCGAAUCAUUGGAAAUAUCUGAAAUACCCGAUGACAAAGAAAAGUCAGAUAAGCGUAAAAAAUCAAAGAAACCCACAGAAAAACCAAUACCUUCUGAAACCACACUAAGUCAAGAAACACCACUCACAGACACAACAGACGAAAUACCUACCAUAGUCGAAGAAACCACUAAACCCAAAACACGAAAACAACCUAAACAGCCACAAACACAAUUAGAGGACACAGAACAAAUCACACCAUUAGUUCAUGAGGACGAACCAACAACAACAGCAACCACAUCGGAUACAACUGAUACAAAACAAAAAACAAUAAAACAUAAGCCAAAAGAACAAAAAAUCACAGAUGAUACAAGUAAGUGCAUUUGCGACAUUUGUUGCUCGCCAGCAAAAUUGUUGCUAUGCUCAAAACCUUCGUUGCUACAAAUUUACAUAAUACUAUCUAUCUACUUCCUACUUGCAAAACAAUCCAAAUCCAAGCAAAUUUACAUUUUUAUAAUUUACUACGUAUUUACUAUCUACUAUAGUUAUUUGUUCUGCUAUAUUUUCCCUCUCUGCUAUUGA
Rhagoletis zephyria (snowberry fruit fly) is the source of this 25769-nucleotide messenger RNA. RefSeq names its product titin-like. The record is from RefSeq and is a predicted model, not a curated record. NCBI's taxonomy places the organism in Eukaryota, Metazoa, Arthropoda, Insecta, Diptera, Tephritidae.